AAGAAAAAGAAAAAGUAAGGAAAAGGAAAAGGCAGUAGAAGAAGAAUCAAAGAAGAAGAAUAUUAAGCAGAGAGAGAGAGAGAGAGAGAGAGAGAGAGUUCAACAAUUUUCUGGUUUGCCAAACAAAACAAAGAAUAAAAUAAAAAGCUUUACAGACAACGUAACGUAGUAGGGCAACUGAAGCUAAUAAGGCGGCAAAUCCUCUCUCUUUCUCUCUGGCAAAACCAUCUUCCCUUUUAACAAUUACAUCAACAAGAAAAAAAAACACCAUAAAUAAACAAAUAAAUGUUUUGAUCCAAAACAAGCAGGCUAGAUCUGAUUUCACAUUCUCUGUCUCUGUUAAGUGGAAUAGUUACUCGCUUUUAGAUCUUUAGCUUUAAUGUGGUGGUUGCCUCAAAGACGGAGACUGAUGCUGUAAUUUAAGUUUCAGAUUGGAAAACAGAAUUGGUACUCUGUGGGGCAUUGUAAAUUUGGAUCAGAUAUGGUAUUUUGGGAAGAUUAUCUGAGUGAUGAGGCAAUGGGUACUUUCGCCCCAAUUGUUGUUUAUUGGUUUUAUUCUGGAUUUUAUCAGCUAUUGCCGCCUUUGGAUAAAUACCGGCUGCAUACUAGAAAAGAGGAGAAAGAGAAGAACUUGGUGCCUUUGCCAAAAGUUAUUAAGGGUGUUUUACUUCAACAGCUUGUUCAAGCAAUCGUUGCUCAUGGGCUCUUUUGGUUGACCUCAUCGGCUGAUGCAUCUGGUAUCACAACCCAGCCCUCCAUUCCUAUCCAAAUUGUGCAGAUUAUUAUUGCUAUGUUUGUCAUGGACACAUGGCAAUACUUUGUCCACCGCUAUAUGCAUCAGAACAAAUUCCUAUACCGCCAUGUCCACUCUCAACAUCAUAAGCUAGUUGUCCCUUAUGCAAUUGGAGCCCUUUAUAAUCACCCACUGGAGGGUCUCUUGCUUGAUACAGUUGGUGGUGCGAUAUCUUUCUUAGUGUCAGGAAUGACUGCACGCACAGGUGUAAUUUUCUUCUGCUUUGCUGUGGUUAAAACUGUGGAUGAUCAUUGUGGACUUUGGUUGCCUGGCAAUAUCUUUCAUAUUUUUUUCCAGAACAAUACUGCUUAUCAUGACAUACAUCAUCAACUCCAAGGUACAAAGUAUAAUUAUUCUCAGCCAUUCUUCUCUAUAUGGGAUAAACUUCUAGGAACCCACAUGCCUUACAAUCUAGUAAAGCGAGCGGAGGGUGGUUUCGAGGCAAGGCUGAUGAAAGACUAGUUCAUAUUUGAUGGUUUGCUGUAUCAUUUCAAGUUAUCACUUAAUAGAAGGAAAUUUUUUCUUGGUUGAGACUGCCAUUCUUGGGAAGUUGAAUUAGAGUUGGUUGUUGGUGGUUAAUAUUCUAGGCUUCCAGCUGGAGUCCUUUUGGGCAUUCAUCCCGCUUUUCUAUGACUGCGUAUUCGUUUCAUUGGUUAUGGUAAUUUCACCAACCUACCCAAUGAAUUGUAAUUGUGAAGUCCUGUAUGUAGCAUAUAUGUUCUGUGCUAUGUUGAUAUUGAUUUUGCUGAACAGGGUUGAAGUUGUUUAUUCAGAAAUCUAAUUUGAAAAUGUGCAGGAUUUGAAUUC
Messenger RNA from Ricinus communis (castor bean), 1600 nucleotides. Its product is annotated as very-long-chain aldehyde decarbonylase GL1-9. Gene Ontology annotation, biological process: lipid biosynthetic process. Bases 482 to 1255 code for a protein of 257 amino acids. The record is from RefSeq and is a predicted model, not a curated record. NCBI's taxonomy places the organism in Eukaryota, Viridiplantae, Streptophyta, Magnoliopsida, Malpighiales, Euphorbiaceae. Gene Ontology annotation, molecular function: oxidoreductase activity; iron ion binding. The transcript is spliced from 3 exons.